Molecule: messenger RNA, 267 nt
Organism: Prunus armeniaca (apricot)
Lineage: Eukaryota; Viridiplantae; Streptophyta; Magnoliopsida; Rosales; Rosaceae
Source: the annotation of a GenBank genome assembly
AUGGGUAAUGGGUAUGCUGCCUUGUACGCCGACACAGGUGAUGGAGGCGGUGCAUGUGGUGGUAAUAGAGGUGGUGGGGGUUAUGUAGGUGGUAGUGGUCGUGAUGGUGGUGAGGUGGUGGUGGUGGUGGAUCGUGGAGAUGAUGGAGGCGAACGUAGCGCUUGUGUAGUGAAGGAGGUGAAGGUGGUGGUGGUGGUAGUGCGAGAGAGUGCACAAGAAGUACAAAGAAAAGUGAUAGAUUUGAUAGUGGAGGCUGUGACGGUUUGA